This is a messenger RNA of Diuraphis noxia (Russian wheat aphid), 1575 nucleotides long. It is a transcript of the gene Nmnat, whose product is annotated as nicotinamide mononucleotide adenylyltransferase. Gene Ontology annotation, molecular function: nicotinamide-nucleotide adenylyltransferase activity; nicotinate-nucleotide adenylyltransferase activity. The record is from RefSeq and is a predicted model, not a curated record. Gene Ontology annotation, biological process: NAD+ biosynthetic process. NCBI's taxonomy places the organism in Eukaryota, Metazoa, Arthropoda, Insecta, Hemiptera, Aphididae.
GUCAAAAUGUUAAAAAUGUAAUUGAAGGUGAAUUAGUGAAACGAAAAUGAGUAAUAACUACAAUUAUUGUCUACUGAAUAUUCAUUAUUAUGAUGAUAUCUAUUUUUUGUGACUCAGUCCACUGACUACUUCUAGACUUCUAGUACUUAGUAUUUUGUAACUUAUUUUAAUUAAACAAACAUUAAUUCCGACCAGAUUAUAAUAACGAGUUUUGUUAUUUAAUACCAUCAGGGAUUUAAGUUUAUAACUUUUUGAUAAAUAAAAAAUCAUCUCAAAUACCUAACUAUGUUUUUGGACAAUAAAAAUAUAAUAUUGUUGUCAACUGGAUCUUUUAACCCACCAACAAAUAUGCAUUUGCGAAUGUUCGAAAUUGCUCGAGAUCACUUAAAUCGUUUGGGACAUACAAUUUGUGGGGGGUUGAUAUCACCUACUCAUGAUUCAUAUAAAAAGAAAGAUCUAGCACCAUCGUCACAUAGGUGUGCAAUGAUCGAGCAAGCUCUUGUUGCAUUACCUUGGGUGAAGAUGUCUGAUUGGGAAGUAAAACAAAACGGUUGGACAAGAACAAGACAAGUACUGCAAUAUCACCAGAAUCAUCUCAAUAUGAUAAUAACUUCUAGACUGGAUGACGCAAUAAAAGUCGAUACUUCAUUAUUCCCAUUCCAAUUUAUUGAUAAUAUCAAUGUCAACGAUUCAAAUCAAAACAGAGCAGUGAAUGUAAGACUUUUGUGCGGUGCUGAUUUAUUGGAAUCUUUUGCUGUUCCAGGCUUAUGGAGUGAUGAUGAUAUAGAAGCUAUUGUUCGAGAUUAUGGUUUGGUCGUUGUUAGUCGUUCGGGAUCCAAUCCUCAUAAAUUUAUCUAUGAAUCUAAUAUUUUAACUAAAUAUAUGGCAAACAUAAUUGUUGUAACUGAAUGGAUAACAAAUGAAGUUAGCUCAACAAAAGUACGCAGGGCAUUAUCUCGCAAUGAAAGUGUAAAAUUUCUUAUUAGCGAGUUGGUUGAAUCUUAUAUUAAAGAACAUGGUCUUUAUGAAACUCUGAAUAAUAAGUACUCAACUAAUGAUAUAUUGGAUUUAAACUUGAAAAGUGCUUUCUUGUCACCCUCUCCUAGCAAUAAAGCUCUUAAAAAAUUUCAAAUAGAUGAAAAAAAACUUAAUAUUGAUGAACCUGAUAAUCUACCGUGUACUGAAAAAAGAGUUAUUAAUUGUGAAAAAACAAAGGUAAGAAAUGUAGUUGAAAGUAAAGAAAAUUUCACUAGGGUUGCUAUUCAAGUAUCUGAAAGUGGUAUUAUUGAAGUUAUAAGUGAUAUAGAAACUAUGGUUUGACAUUAAAUUUACCAUGUUUAGAAACAAUGUGCCAAAGUUAUUUGUUUUUUAGUAGUAAUAUUGUGAUUUUAUUGUUAAUAAUUAAUUUUUAUUUAUUCUUCCAUUAAUACUGUGGUUUUAGAUUUAACUACUUACCUGUCAAAGUAUUGCCAAAUGUAUUAGGUUAUGCUGAAAACUGAGUGUGAUCAGUGAUUUUAUAUUUUUAUUACGUAUUUAAUUAUUAUAAAAUAUUAUAAAAUAACAUUUAGUUCAUAU